AUGGGCAGCGUUCGCCAAGGGUUGCUAGCCGUGGAGCCUUCUUCCCAGCGCCGGCGCCUCCUGCUUGGCGCUGCCGCGGUGGCCGCGGUAGCGGCAGUCGGUCCGCUGCUGAUCGCCAACCCGUACGCCUCCCGACUCGCUCAGCUUCUGUUUCUCAACAUCCUGCUGGCGAGCGCCUGGAACAUGGUGGGGGGGUUCGCGGGACAGAUUUCGUUCGGCAAUUCCUCGCUCUUCGGUGUCGGCGCCUACGCCACCUCCAUGCUGUGGCUUGCCGGUGUUCAUCCCUUCCUGACCCUGCCCGCCGCCGCCCUGCUCGCAGCCCUGUUCGGAGUGGCCUGGGGAUGGCCCUGCCUUCGACUCCGCGGGCCCUACUUCGCGAUCGCCACGAUCGGCGUAGCGGAGGCGACACGGAUCGUCGUGAAUCAGGUCGAAGUCGCUGGCGGUGCCUCGGGCUUGACGCUUCCACUCGAGGAGGACCUGGGACCGGUAUUGCUUUACGGUCUGGGCGCUGUCCUCGCGGUGGCCGCGGUGCUCCUGAGCUCCGCGGUGCGGCGUUCGCGCCUCGGCCUCGGAUUGAUCGCACUCCGGGAGGACGCGCGGGCGGCCGCUGCCUCCGGCGUGGACAUUGCCCGGCAACAGGUCACCGUCUUCGCCAUCGCCGCCGCGCUAACCGGGCUCGGGGGCGGCUACUACGCCCUGUUCACCCUCUACGUGGUUCCCGAGAAGGUGUUCGGCUUCGAUCUCUCCAUCAGCCUCGUGCUCAUGGUGCUGGUGGGGGGCAUCGGCACGGUGAUGGGACCGGUCCUGGGGGCGGCGAUCUUCCUCUUCCUCGAGCAGUUCGUGCUGGUGAGCCUCCCGGACGUACACCUCGCGGCGUUCGGAGCGCUGCUGAUUUUCAUCGUCCUGAUGGAGCCUCGCGGGGUCGCGCCGCGCCUCGCCCAACUCGGGGCGCUGAUACGCAAGAGAAUGGGAUGA
This is a messenger RNA of Geodia barretti, 975 nucleotides long. Lineage: Eukaryota; Metazoa; Porifera; Demospongiae; Tetractinellida; Geodiidae. The record is from the annotation of a GenBank genome assembly.